Maniola jurtina (meadow brown) is the source of this 13573-nucleotide messenger RNA. RefSeq names its product AF4/FMR2 family member lilli (gene lilli). The transcript has 21 exons. Gene Ontology annotation, cellular component: super elongation complex; nucleus. Gene Ontology annotation, biological process: regulation of gene expression. NCBI's taxonomy places the organism in Eukaryota, Metazoa, Arthropoda, Insecta, Lepidoptera, Nymphalidae. The record is from RefSeq and is a predicted model, not a curated record. The coding region runs from base 449 to 4123 and encodes 1224 amino acids.
ACGUCGCAUGCCGCUUGGACGUCUGCGGUGCCUCCCCCCAUUCCACUGAGUGAUCACCUCACUUUUGGCGGGUAUUCGCACGGACGCGGGCAAACGUGACGUGAAUCGGAAUGCGCGCGUGUUGUCAACGCGCCCGACUCGCCGUCGCAGUGAAAUCUGUGACUCGGAACACUUGGAUUGCAGUGUUGGAUUGUUGUAUGGAGUAGUGCUCCGUGGCGUUUUUUGUAAGAACGUAUACUCGUAUAAACGGAUUGUGUUUCGGUUGAUGAAUGUUCCCAUCCCGAGGAAAAUGUUCGUACGCGGAGUAGAUUAGAGUGACUGAUACUAAGAUUAUGCGACAAGUGCUCAAAGUUGGAUAUAGUUUUGUGAUUGUGUAUUCAGAAACUUCUUCAAGAUUUCGUUCAGUGGUAACAAGUGUGCAAGGAUAGACGGUGCGAUAGCACGUAAUAUGCAUAUGUGCUAUGAGAGGCCGGGCGUGGUCACCACCUUGAACGGGGGCGUUGGGUACGACAAGUGGGACCGGGGCGGGGGCGGGGGCGGCGGCGGCGGCGCGACGGGCACGUGGUCGGGGCGCGAGCCGCGCGACGGCCACGACGCGCGCGCCGCCGAGCCGCGCGAGGCGCGCGACCGCGAACGCGAGCGCGACCGCGAGCGCGAGCGGCAGGCGCGAGCCCACCAGAUGUCCAACGCGCGCCCCGCCGAGCCCGACGCCUCGUCGCUCUUCCCUGCGCCUUUUAGGGUGUCAGGUGACAGGGAUCGCGUGAGCCAGCAAAUCCAGACGAAGCUAGGCGACUACCGGCUCGCGCAGACGUUGAUCGAAGACCCCAGCAAGUCCAUUGGCAUCUGCGCCGAGCCCGCCAGCCCCGCACCCUGUCACCCAUCCAGGCGAGAGAACGAGUUCAAAAAACCUGCGCACGCGCUUAACGGUCGAGUGCACCAUCGACCGUAUGCCUACAAUAAGAGUGAGGGGCUCAGCUCUACAGGCACAACCGCACACCGCCCGCCUCCCUUACGGUUACCGAAUGGGGUCCAAUCUCAAAAUGCCAUCGACAGUAGUCAGCCACCCAUAGAAAGUAUAUUAAAGGAAAUGAAGUCACUCCCCACCCCGCUGUCGGUGAUAGCAGCCACGCCGAGGAAAGAACUCGAGAACAAGUUCAUCUUCAACCACUUCACCAAUAGGGUACAAGAAAAUCCUCAGCUAGCGAGCAACGAUCUCAAACAACCCCUCACCAAACCCGGUUUAGACAACCGGAUAUCAAACUCAAGGAGUUCAGUCUCGCCGGACGUGGUGAACAAUCUCAGGCUGUCGGAAAGCGACGACGAGGUUGCUGCCACCACCACAAGGCUAGAACCCAUCCUUUCACCAAUCGGUUCCGGUGGCAGUCCAAGCUCGGGCAGCGAGUCAUCCCCAUCAGACUCGGAGUCGGAAUCAUCAUCAGCGGAGUCCACUUCGGGGCCGGCACCCCCCUCGGCUCCCACCCCGCCCAACCCCCAGCCCGCAGUCCCUCCCUGCCUGAGCUCGUGGGGGCUGAGGAACUUUGCACCCCCGCCCGCGCACCCGCCGGACCAUGCGGACCUUAGCAACGUCCUUGCUGAUGCCAAGGGAAAGCCGAGUCCUAUAUCUGAGUUGUCGGACUCGGAAGCGUCUUCGCCGUCGCCGGGCGCGAGGAGACGGCGGUCGCAGGCCAACCGCGUCAUGUCCGCGGCCUCCAGCGACGAAGAGGCCCCUAGGUCGGCUCCGGUCCGGACGCAACCCUCGCCCUCCGUGACGGCAGCUGUUCCGAACAGCUCCCAAAGCACGGGCGUGAAGCGUGGCAGGCCCCCUAAAGUUCGCACUCCAGAGGAGAGGCCCCCCAAGAAGAAGCGCGGGAGGCCCCCAAAAACGAGGCCACCAUCACCCGCGCCCGACAGCGAGCCUGAGCCCGAGCCCCCACAACACAACCCUCUCCAAGGCACCAAGACACACAUCUUCCGCAAGGUAUUCACACAAAGGAAUAAGGACGAAUGCGGUGGCAAAGGCGGCAAAGGAGGCAAGGGGAAAGGAGGAAAGGGCAAAGGCCAGGUGACGAUCAUCGAAGCGACAGCUCCUGAAUCAGGUGUCGACGAUGAUGACCGUCGCGUCAGAGACCGUUCCGCCGAAAGGAGGAACGAGGAGGCCAUCGCCCGGGUGUCGCCUCCGCAGGAGCCGGAAACGCUCACGAGGAAACGGGAGGCGGAGCGGAUAGCUAACGAGAGGAUACAGGAAAGAGUAUCCAUCGAAAGGCCCGACCAUCGCCGCUCCGCAGACAGAAUACCCGAACGACCUACAGAAAGAACCUCAAACGACCGGAUACCGGACCGGACGGACCGAUUCCCAGACCGACAGUCCAGCGAUAGACUACCGCCAGACCGGCUGUCCACCGAUCGGCUACAAGACCGAUUGUCGAACGACCGGUUAUCAUCCGACAGAUCGUCGGAUCGGUCGUCGCUCUCGUCUUCGGAAAGAAAAUCCAUCGACCGGCUAUCUGGAGAUAAAUUGUUACUGGAACGAAUACAAAACGACAAACUUUCGGUCGAGCGGAUACCGAGUGAGAAGCUCGAUCGGCUGACGAGCGAUAAACUAUCACACGAUCGUUCGUCGAGCGAUAAGAUUUCUCACGAACGGUUGUCGAGUGACAAACUCUCGCACGACCGGCUUUCGAUAGAGAAACUGUCGCACGAGCGGUUAUCGAGCGAGAAAAUCGGUCACGAUCGGUUAUCGACUGACAAGAUCGGUCACGAUCGGUUAUUGAGUGACAAAAUCGGUCACGAUCGGUUAUCAAACGACAAAAUCGGUCACGACCGGUUAUUGAGUGACAAGAUUGGUCACGAUCGGUUAUCUAAUGACAAGGUCGGUCACGACCGGAUAUUGGCUGACAAACUCGGGCACGAGCGUUUAACAAGUGAGAAAAUUGGACACGAGCGGUUGGCGAGUGACAAGUUAUCAAUAGAGCGGUUGCCGGGGGAUAAGUUACCGUUGGAAAGGGUGGAAAGGAUCGCGACAGAACGGUAUAUCCGGGCCGAGGCUGAUGUCGGAUUCGUACAGACUUUAUCGAGUGGUGGUGAGAGGGUAUCGCGCGGGCGGCCGUCGUGCACGGUGCGCAUCCCGCUGUCACGCUUGCGGCCGGACACAUUACGUCUGCUGCAGCGUCCCGCCAGGAGGGCCAAGCCGCCACCGCCCACACCGCCCACGCCGCCCACAGACCAUUCGCUGGAAGGCGGGGGCUCGGCGCUGGAGCGGCGCGGGGAGCGCACGCCCAUCUACUACUCGUACUUCGAGCGACUGCCGGCCGACGCUCUCUCUGACGAGGAGCGAGACCACAAAUACUACCUCACAGAAGCCAAACGCCUCAGGACGGCAGCGGAAAGAGAACAGGAACCCCUAGCUCGCGUCAUGCUAUACCUGGAGUCGGUGCUUUGUUUCGUUCUAACGGGCCGAGUGUUGGAGCUGGAGCUCGAUACCAAGCGCGCCUUCACCAUCUACCGCGAGACAAUCGAGUACAUCAAAUCGAUUCACUCGAUGCCGCAGCGGUUCCGAGCGUCGCCUCAUUCCACAUUCAGCAAGCUGGAUAUCCUCAGCCUUCGUGUACAAGCUCUCUUAUAUCUGCGGAUGUUCAAAAUGUACAAUCGGGAAGUGAAAGAGUACAACAAAAUCGUUCAGGAAUACCAGCAAAAGCCGGCCUGCGCGGAGGCAGUGGCGGGCGGCGCGGCGGGCGUGUCGGCGCGCUCGGCGUCGCCGAUGUCGCCGUCGCCGUCGCCGGCGGGCUCGGUGGGCUCGGGCUCGGGCUCCGGCUCGUCGGGCUACUGCUCGCUGCCGCACGCGCCCGGCGCCGCGCCCGCGCCGCCCUACUGCGGCUUGGCGCACGCCGUGCCCGCGCACGCGCACAACGCGCUGCUGCAGCUCACCAAGUACUACACCUUCCUCUACGUGGCGCACGACCUGUGGGAGCAGGCCGACUGCCUGUGCCGCCUGCGCGCCAACCAGGACCUGUUCAUCGCAGUGGAUCGCAAGUGCGGACCCCUCACGCUGUUCUCAACGUUCCGCCACCUCGUGCAGUACGUGCGGCACGCCAUCUCGCUGCUCAAGAACGCGCCGCGCGAGUGACCGCGCGCGUAAUGACCGCGUUACCGCGCGCGUGAGAUAAUACGUACUUUGUGUAUUUGUGUGGACAGUGACACGGGAAGUGACUGAUUGUGACGGGGUCUGGUGACCUGAGUGAUUUUAUACUCAUUUACUGGCAGGAGACAAUGUGAUUUUAAUUUUUGUAUUUUAGACCUCUUCCGAAUUCAUGCGAAACUUUGUACAAAUUUUUGCUACAUCUUAUUUUUUCUACCGAAAAAAAUCUGCGUUAUUAUAUCGAGCCUUAUUUUUGUCAUUUGCGAGCAUAUGGAGCCCACUUCCUUAAGUACAGAUCUGUCACGUUGACAAGCGAUCGAAGCUGUCAACUUGACAGUUUUAAGGCAAACCCGCACUGCGAAUUUCCACCGCGCGAUUUUAUACGUAGAAUUCUGUGACAUACGGUUAUUCUAUGAAGCCGCGAAAAAAAUACACGCGGUAAAAAAUUCUGCAAGAAAAAUCGCGCGGUGAAACUUCUCAGUGCAGGCUUACCCUUAUACUGGGAUUUUACGACGCGAUUCUUAAACAUGAAUCUCUAAAUGUAUCAAACAAAGUUAGAGGGCAGAGCUACUGGCUAGAUUUUUCGUCAUAAAAUUAAAAUGAAUCUAAUUACUAUUAUCGCCGAUAUUAGCAAGCAGUUAUUCCAAACGGAAUAUACAUUUAUUUAUUUGUAAUUUCGCACCUGUUUGGAAGAGGUGUGAAGUACAUUGAUGUUAAUUUACAUAAGGUGGAGCUACACCUGCGUGUACGAACUAUGCACACAUCGCGCAUAAAUCGAGCACCUAUGGACGUGUUUGUUCGUACGAACAGGUCUCGAACGCAUAUAUAAUUACCAUGUCUGUACUCCUAAAAACUCACAAACUCACGACUAGUACGACACUCGCGCAAACGGCUAACGAACCACUCGUGAACACGUCCACAUUAUGUUCUUACUAGAUGAUACCCGCGACUUCUUUUAAAAAUCCCGUAGGAACUCUUGCUUUUCCGGGAUGAAAAGUUGUCUAUGUCAGUUUCUGGGAGUAAGCUACCUCUGUAACCAUAUAAACCAGUUAAACGGAUGGGCUCUUUGAUUUUCAAAAUCAAAAGUAGUCCUUUCCUGGGAUGUAAGUUAACGUACGCAGGUGUGGGUCGGCCUUUAGAUAACGGAAAUGACGGCUGGCACACGCGUUGAUCUGCGUGCUAUGAAUUGUAAUGAGAUUGUUUCUGCGUGUUUAUCAACUCGGAAGUAUAAGACCAUACCUAAAUCUGAGAUGUAUAAAACGUUCUUUGACUUUGCUCAGAUUUAAGACAGAGUUGAAACGAGACGGAAUUAUGUCUCUUACAUAAAUCUGUCUCGUUUUAACUGUCUUAAAUCUGAGCAAACUUAAAGUAAGUAUAGAUCUCGGCCUGAAGUUAUAACUAUCAAAGUUUGCGCACUAACUGUUAACUACUUCAUACAUUAUUAUUAUGUAACUUCCCUAAUAGAGACGGUGCGGUACUUACGGGCAAGAAAUUCAAAUCCAGUCAAUGUGCUCUUAAUAUGUACAAAAUAUUAUAAUCGAAUCGGUGUACGACAAGAAACUCGGAUUAAAUCGGUAUGCAUGUAUAGAAAGGAACGAAUCGAAUCGAUACGCACGUUGGUUAUUGGAGCAGUUACAGUUUGUGCGCGUACGCAGUUAAUACGCAGCUUUAGGUCUUUCUGAUAGAAAAAGUUCAACGUCUUAAUUUUUAUACAGAUUGAUACGCAAGUGCUAUUACAUUUCGUCAUCAAAUAUCAUGUUGCUGAAGAUAAUUACAUAUAUUUUAUAAAUCAUUAUAAUAAUAUGAAAUUCAGGAUAUUUUACCCAAUUCAGGAUAUUGGACCAAGUCCACAUAUUAUUCAGCAACUAACAUAUUUUUAAAAUCGUAUAUUAAUUCUCAUCAAACUUGUAAGAAACUGACACGGAAUAUACUCGCAAAUAUACCAUAGGAUUUUACUAUUUUAUCGUUUUUAAAAUCGGACUAAUUUAGCCUAAGAUAACGUUAAAGCAUAUUUCAUUUAAACUAAUCCCUCUAUGCAAACACACAAUCAUGAAUUUUCACUAUCAUUUCGUUGGUAAAAGUUUAUUUCGAAAAUAUGUACCUAGUUAAUUAAUAUAAUAUCCUAUUUGAUUGGUGAAUGUUUAAAUAGUAACUAGGUAAUUUUUUUCCUUUAAUAAUUUAAUAUAAUAUUUUAUUGAAUAUUUUAAUGGUCUAUUUUAGAAGUAUACAGAAAAUUUUAAUUCCACUUUUAUAGGAACAGUUUCUUCUUUAAUACCUAUUUUUCAUUUGUGUAAAAGGAUAAGUCAUGCUUGCUGGCAUGACCACUCAAAAAUAUUUCACGCAAUAGAUAAAGUCGAUAAAGAGAAAGUCAUUAGAAAACAUUGUUUUCUGGGCCAAUAUCUAAUGUUUUACAUUACCUUGGCACAAUAUUUUUCUCGCGGUGGUUAUGCUAAUUUCAUAUUUAAUAAAAAUUCGGUCAUACUUAUAGAAAUACCUCAGGUCAUGAAAUAUUUUUAACAAAAUAAAAACAAUAUGCGUUAAAACUUAUAAAACUAAAUAUGCCCUAAUGCUAAAUGUUAUACGAAAUCAGAAAUUUAAAAUGAGAGUCCCCGCGAUACCUUUUCAAUUUAAACUGUCGGAAAACUUUCUGUCGCACUCACUUUGCAAACGUCAGAAAAAGACGGCAAAAUUCUGACAGUCUACGAUCUCUAGUACAAUUAACUGUUCGAAAAUUUUCUGUCACACUCACUUUGCAAACGUCAGAAAAAGACGUGUGAAAAAUCCGGCAAAAUUCUGACAGUCUACGAUCUUAAUUACAAAAUUUAUGAGUAAAGAACAUUCCGGCGGGUAGGUAUUCUUUUCUACCAGAAAAUUUCUGAUAGUAUGAAGGACGAAGGUGCCUUGAAGCUUUGUACAAUCAAAUAGCAGCUAAGUAUAACCAAACAAUUUUUUCACUAGUUCACUUUGAUUAAAAGCAAUAAUAGAGGAUCUUGAAAUUUUACAGCUGUUUUUUUAUUGAAUUUAGAUUAUAUUAGAAAUAUAUUUUGUAAAACAUUUUGCGGAAUUUGAUAUUUAUAAUGUGCUUAUCAAAAAAGUAUGAUUUUUAGCAUUUUUUUGUGAUAUUUUGGUGUUCUUUUGAUAUAUAUCCUUUUGGUUCAAAGAUACAAGAAAUCGUUAUAAGUUUUCUAAUUGAAUAUAGAAUCAGUCAAAAUAAUUAUAAAUCUAUUAUGUCUGUGGCUGCGUUUGCUUAUAAGCUUUUUAGUAGCUUUUCGAUAUAAAAACCUACUUUUUAACCUACUUUUGUUACUACCCUAUGAUAGGGGGUUAAAAACAUGAAACAAUAUCAUACGAGUAUGAUAAUAACAAUAAAUUAAAUAUGAUGAGACUUAAGUUACCCAUAAAUUGAGACUUAAGAUGGAUGUGUCGUAUAACCGGACAGGACAAACAAUAUCGCUUUACAGUAUAUAUUUAAAAUAUUAUUAUAAUAUAUAUAAAGAUAAAUAAAUAACAGUAUGAUGGCACUCGCAACGUUUCAAGAAAACAGUUUACUACAUGUAUUAGUUUUAAUAAGUUUCAAGUUGGAUGUGAUGUAAUAUAUAACACAUUUUACUAUACCUAAUACAAUUAAUGCUUGGAAAUAUAAUUAUAUUUUUGAAGUUGAUUAUUGCAGUUAUUACGUUCGUAAUAUUUAUAUCAUGUGUGUUUAUAUACGAAUAAUAGUAGUGGAAAUAACAGUAUUUGGACUCUUUUUACACUGUGAUGCAACUUAAGUCCAAGCAAUAAAUGAGAACGAUAUGACAAUUGUGACAGUGUAAAAGCAGCCAAUAGGUGCUGUCCAUAUAUAACGUCAUACAAAAAGGUGUGAAGUCUACAAUUACUUGAUUAAAACUUUAAGUACCUAUAUGAAAUAAUACCAAGAAAAAUAGGAAUUGUAAUUAAUGUCAAGAAACAUGGAAAAUAAUCAAUGGACUUAAUAUGGAUGGUUACCUUAUAAUACAAGUAAUAAUUUAUGCUAGAUUUUUAUACGCGAUAAUAAAAUAUAAAUACGAUUGCAAAAUGAUCGACUUUCAAAACUUAUCCCCAAAUAAUAGACAAUAGUGUACAGUUCACAUAAUAUCAUAGUUAAUUCAAUAUUCAUCAUGUAUUCAACUAAAAUAUAUAUUUAUUACAUCCGUGAAGGAAAUGGUCACAUACCUACAUACACACCUACAUAUUGUUGUAAUACAUUGUUAAAUUCAUAUAAUGGAUUGAUUUAAUGUCUCUAAAGCUGAUUGAUGAUUUUUUAUUUAAUUUAGUAAUUAUAUUUAUAGUUUCAUUUAUAGUUUCAUUAUAUUUAUAGUUUUUACCAGGAUACAAGAUAUUUAAUUGUUAUCAAUUAAUUUCAAUUCUAGUUUCAAUAAUAAAUAUUCAAUAUCAUAAAUUAUCGAUUUAGUUUAAUUGACAAAUCAUUUAAAUAAAUAUUUAAUGCAAUUUUUUCUGAUUGUUGCCAUUGUAAGAUCGAAGCGUUUUUUUUAAUAAAUAUUGGUUAUUGUAUGUAUAAAUUUAUGUGUUAUUUAAAAAAAUCUUGAAAAGGCAAUACAACUCUUACGAAUAUACCGUUGGAUAAACCCAGUAUCGACUGCCAAAAAUGAUGGCGAAAUUGCCUUCGCAUUACGUUCACUUCCCAAGAUGUUGACCAAAAAAAUUGUGUAUAAAUUGUAAAUACCCAGUCGCAAAGCGACGAACGCAAGAGUCGAACGAGAUUCUUAUUCACUAUGGCAUCAAACUAGAGGUGUCCAACUUGACAGUUCUCACAUGAAGUGUCAAAUUUUGACGUCUCAUUUCGUGAAUAGUUACAAUUUUAGUGUCAUAGAGAAUCAGGGCCUAGGGUUUCUCUCCAAUAUGAUAAGUCAUAGAAUAAUCAUAUCUUAAGUGUUUUUGUUUGUUUUAAAUCUUUCUAAAGGGAUAAACCGGGAGCAUUGUGUUUGUACCUACAUGCGUACGACACACUCGCGCGGGCCAAUCGAGUAAUAUCUCAACACUAAAGGGAUCAUGUAGUUCUUCGCAAUAAACUGUACCCCUAGUAAGAGUUUGCGUCUCGAAAUCUUUGAUGGUUUUCCUAGUCUCGAUAUUGUAACUUCCGAGUAAAAUUGACAAACUCGUUCAAAGGCGGACAUGCCCGAUUUUUAUAUCACUUUUUUUGCUAACGACGACGCUCUGGUUGUCAAUGUAUGCAAUUGUAUGUGUAUGUAUGAUAUCGAGUUUCGUUUUCGAAAAUACAAACUCAUUCUAGAGGUACAGUUAUCUAUCGCUUUAACGAAACGCGUAGUUUGGGAUAGAUUAGUUUAUAUUUCUUCUGAUCGAUUUAGGGGUAAUUUGAUGUUAUUGUAAAAAAACAUGAACAAGUAUUAAUCAAUUGAACACUUUUCGAUGGAUCAAUAAAUGAAUUACGAGAAAAAAUGCAAUAGCGGCAUGUUUGUCGAAAUAUUUUUUCUUGUAUACAUAUCAAUUGACUUUUUGGUGGUGGUAAUCAGUUUUAGUUUUGUAAACAUUGAGUAACUGAUCUCCUUGAAUUUAAAAGUUCGAGAAGAUAAUAAAUCGAUUAAUUACACUGUCUAAAUGAAUUACACUGUCGUGCAGUGUCGUAACGCACUCUGACGCGACGGACGACCAAUCGGAGAGCUCCACGACAGAACAUAUGAAGAUUUGGACGCUAGGUACACGUAAAUUAUCCAAUCAAAUAUAUGAUUCCGAUCACCCUCUGCCGCAAAACACGAUGCGUCAGUCCAAUGUGCUACCACCUUAAGAAUAUCAUGAACUACUAUUAGUUGCCGAAGUCGUAUGAAAUAGAACGACGCAUUACGACACAGAUGUUUGUUCAGAACUACAAGUAUAUACAGGUCACCAAAAUUAUCAGUGAAAUGUAGCUACAAUUAUUAAUUUUUAACAAAUAACUGUAAUUCUGGAGCGUUUUGUAAAAUUUGAGUACCCAAUUUUGUAAAAAAGUAACCCAAUUAUUUGACAUGUAUCGUGCAGCAAACGUCAAAAAAUGUCAAUAUUUCAUGUGCCCUCAAAUAUUAAGUGGCAUUCCAGUAUUUGAUAUUGACAAAAAAUAUCAGCAGUAGAUAUAUAUUUGUUUUUUGAUACAGUAAUUCGAACGGAUUUAGUAAAAAUUGAAGACCUACUUUUAUACCUAAGUGUUACAAAUUAUAAAAUAGGUGAACAUCAACUUGAAAAUUAAAAAUUCAUAUACUUAACACCAAAAUACAUAUAAUUUUUCUCUUCUAGGUUGUUUAUCAAAUUUAUGUUGUGAUUGUAAAUACAAUUAUUAUUAUUAUAUUAUACAUUUUGUAAUGAUAUACAUGUUAGUGCCAGAUAGGUUUUGUAUGGACGUUUUUAGUAAGAUUGUAAUUUGUCUUGCCAUGCGUUGUGACAACACUGUUAGGAAAUCAGAGCUGAAAUAAUAAAAGUACAUGACAAAAAGGAAUAAAUACGACUCAUAGCAAAGUAUCAGUUAAUAUGAAUUUAAGUUUAUAGUUAUGUCUAAAGUUAUCACCAAAAAUUUGUCAUAAUUUAUUAUUGAAUUAAUAGUUAGACUGCAAAAUAAAUACAGAGAUGACUUAUCUGUAACGUAAAAACUGUUUGCAUUAUUACCUACUUAUAUAUAUUAGGCUUGAUUUUAUUUCCAGUUAAGAAUCAUGUUCAAACCCCACCCGUUGCACUAUUGUCGUACCCACUCCUAGCACAAGCUUAACGCUUCGUUAGAGGGGAAAGGGGAAUCUUAGUCAUGAUUAAAAAUGGCUAAUAUUCUUUAAAAAAAAUGUUUUUUCUAAAAUAAGUAACACAAAAGUGAUAUUAUCACGUUAUUUUUUUUACUACUUAUCAUUUACUCUAACUGUUGUUUUAUUCAACAACAAAAAAAAAAGCAGUGUUGUCACGACAUCUGGCAACACAGUUUGCGCUCGGUCGCGAACACAAAACAAUAAUGGACAAAACACAAACCUGAAAUGUUGUUAUAUAAGAAGCGAGAUGCCUUGUACAUAGUAUGUUAUAAGAAAUGUGUAGUUUUCAUUCAAUAUAUUUUAAUUUAUAAUGUAAACUAUAUUUAUAGAUAAGCGGACAAGAAAAUAAUAAUAAAUAAAUAAAAUAAGAAAUUAUUGUGUAGGUGAGGCCUGACGUGAUAGUGCGAGUAUUUCACGGGAAUUAUUAAUUAAUUAUUUGGAGCAAAGCUUUUUUACGGACGUUUAAAAUUACUUUUACCGAAAAACGCGAAGAAGCUUCGCUUCUGGCGGGCGUCCAGCUAUGACGCCUGAAUUUUUUUAUUACAAAAAAUUGUGUUUUUUGGAAGAUUUAAGGUGGAAACAUACUUAACACACGCAACCCGUUUGUAAUCAAAAGCUCAGAACGCUUUGAGUAAUUUAGUGUGAAUCUGAUAUUAGAACACUGAUUCGUUUGGUGUGUUAAAAGUAUGUCUCCAUCCUUAUUAAUGUGAAUGUUUCAAACGUUCGAGGUAGGAGAGCUUGCAGCGUUCGAUUUAGUAUAUUUUAGAGUAAAGGGAGAGCGCGAUUUUGAACAAUUCCGUAAAUAAUUACCGUAAGUUAGUUACCUGUCGUGAACACGCAAGCCGGCGUAGACUUUUCCCUACUCAAAUAUUUAUUGCGAGUUGUCCCUCUUUUGCUGGGGUCAUCUGUUAAACCGAUAGGGACACAGUAGAGGGUUCUAGAGAUUCUUAUCAAAGUGAAAGAUGUCAUUUUGGUACGCACUAAUUAAUAAUUUUGAGAUGCGAGUUGCGACAAAGUCCAAGUUUUAAAACGUGACCUUUUAAAUCAAAUCGUUGGCCAGAAUCAUACUACAAGCACCGAACGCGAAGCGAAGAUCGCAUCGAGUCAGGUUCCGUUUUAAAAUUAUGUUUCCGCCUUAAAUAACUAGUGUCCUUAGAGUAAAGCUUAAAUGAUGUCGUUCUGUAACUUGUAAAGCUGUCUUUAUCGGUAAAAGAGGCGCACUUAUAUUAAUGGCUGCUUUUGAAUGCAACUAAAUGCGUUUACGGUAUGCGGCAUUCAUUUAUUUUCUGUUCCAUUCAAUAUCGGUACUUACGAUUCGCACAAAUUAUUUAAUAUUUUAAUUUUUAAUUCGUUAUUUAUUAUGAAUUUGUUUAAUUUAUUGUACUGCGCACGAAGCGAAGUUUACUUAAACUUUAAAAUUGGAGAUACAUUCGCGGGGUACCUGCAACUUGUACUAGAAACACGUUACGGAACACUUCACGCAUGUUAUGAGUAUCGUUAAGAAGGUAGUUGACCAGAAACAAGACAACACCCGACACCACGACGAUCUAAAUUGCUUGUAUCAAUCAGGUGUCGUCAGCCGUGUUGUCGCGUACGUAAGAUAUCUACGUAUGAUAUUGGUAGUGUUUCUGAGCAUAUGAAAUACUAAGAUUAGAUAUUUCUGCCAUUUUGCUCCUUUAAAAGCUAUGACGUCUGUAUAUAGACGGCAAGUCUCCGUGAAUGUACGCCCGUUUUGUUUUAUUUUGACAUGUUGUGUAUAAUUUGCAUUAUUAUUUAUUUUUAAUUAGUCAAAAUUUUAGUUGCAUCUCGUUCGGAAACUCGCAAAAAUGUACUUUGAAUAUUAUUCUUUUUUUUUGUUAACGUUCUUAGUUUUAAUGUCACGGUACAUAAUUAAAACGAUUUGUUGCUUAAUUAAUUAUUAUUUAAGCUGAUUUUAUGGCUUUGGUAUUAGAUUUUAAUACGAUCAAGUGUCCUUUGUAAUCUGCAAUACGAGAAGAUGUCUUAGAAAAAAUAUCUAUUAUACACAUAAUAAUAAAUGAUUUAAAUUUAAAAUAGAUACAUAUAGAUUAAAAAUGCAGCCUAAGUCGCGGACCUAUGCGUUCCUUUGUAUUGUAAAGUUACCUCACUAUGUAUUUCGCACGCGUCGUUUUUCGAAACACUUCGGAAAAUACCUAUUACGCUAUAAUCUCAAAAAUGAAUCCUAAAAUUGACGCCAAAUUCUUAACGACAAAUUUUAAUCAUAAGAAUAUGUUUGAACGCUGGUUGGGGAAGCGUUGAGGUGCAAAUACAUUAUAGUGUUGUGGUGUGUUGUAACUGCGACGAUCGACUAUUUGGAGCCGCACCUUGGGCGUAAAGUUCGUCAUCCGCCACGACAGACGCGUCUUCAUACAGAAUGUUUUACUGCGAUCGCCUUCUGUCACGUCACGACACACAACAACACUGUAAUGUGUUCAUACCUUUAGGCGAUUGUUCUAGGAAAUUGUAAAAUACUGUUUUUUUUUUUUUGUUUUCUUCCUCUUUAGUAACAUCUUGUGUUGAUAGCGUGUAUAAUUUGUUUUCUUUUUUUAUAUUUACGUUAAGAGAUAUGUAUAAAUUUUGUUUUCCUCUAAUUUUAUUAUUUUGUGUAACUAUACCCUAUGUUAUUGAUGAUAGAAUACAAUAAUUUUUAUGUAUAGUA